UAGUCGUCGCUUACUUCACAGUCUUUGCACAUUUUGACAAAUGGCGGCACAAGUUGAUAUCUAGCAUCCCCUGUCAGUUAUGAAUUUUUAUAGCGUGUCAUUGUGAAACUUUUACUAAUCUAUUUAUUCUUCACAUAUUUGAUCAUGUUGCCGUCGUGGGUAGCGCGACAGGGGGAAGUGGGUGAUCUGAGAAAUAAAAGUAAAGAUGAGCUCCUUGAAAUACUUUCACGACAAGAAAAGAUACUGUCUAAUAAGAGAUUUAUUCAAACCCUCCCAGAUAAGGGGAAGAAGAUUGCUGAGUUUGUGGAGAAAGUGCAUCUUGCACUCGGGCAUCUGGAGGAGGAGGAGCGAAAGCAAGCAGGUUUAAUCUCUGUCCGGACAGAGUUUCAGUCGAAAUAUCAGCAAGCCCUUGCCAAGCGAAGCAAAGAUAAGCAUUUAGACUCAAAAGUGGACACAGUUAUCCCAUCCCAUGACAAAAAGGAAGCCAAUGUCAAUAGUGAUGUGGUUAACGUACAGGAAAAUGGUGGUCUGUUUGGCCAGGAGGAGUUUUUGACAACCCGUCUGCAGGCUGCUGAAACACUAGAAACAGCCGGUGGGAAUGCAGCAGCCUCAUUGCUGAAAGACACAGAGCUUGUGAAGGCAUUUGGACGAGUAACAUUUGCUGAAAGCAAUAAUGGCUCUAACAAAGACAAUAUCAAAACUCAGCCUCCAAGUAAGCCCUUUCUGGACACUAAGCCACUGAAGAAACCACAUUACAUAGAAGUCCUGGAGAAGACAGAGGAAAGUGUGAAUAUGAAGAAAUCUAGAUUCAAACCAAACCAGUUAAUUGUAAAAUCUGAGUCUCCUUCAUCUAGUCACGCGUCUGGCAGCACCACACCACUAACUGCAGAAGCCAGAAAACAACAAGAACGAAAACACCUGGAUGACAUCACCGCAGCUAAACUUCCACCCCUGCACCACAGUCCAGCCCAGUUACUGUCAUUAGAGGAGUCGGCAGCCCUUCUGCAAGAGCAGACCAGAAAGCAGCUGGAGAUGCAGGCCAAACAAGCUGCCCAGAAGCUGGCAGAUGGUCUUAGUAUCAGGAUGGAGAGUUACAACCCAGAAGGAGGCCCACUGGCAGCCUAUAGAGAGGUGCAUGAUGAUGGGGCCCUGCUUUCUUCAGAGGAGGACUGAUCGUGGGGCCCUACAGGGAGGAUACUGGCUUGUUGAUAUGUUUGGCCCCUUGCCCUGGACCAGCUCUCGGCCUAGAGCCCAUGCUUCAGGACCCUGGAGAGAGUCUUUCAGCUUGAGGACAAGAGAAAGGCCCAGAAUCGGCAAAUCAAGAUGAAUAAUAGCAGGUUGCAUCUAGCUAUUCUGUAAAAACUAGACUGUUUUUGCAUGUGGAAAUGUUAGUUUCUCUCAGUAACAGCUUAUCUUGGCAAGCUGAUACCAAAAAAACUUACCUCGACAGGUCCACACCUGUUGUCUUUUACAGAAUAAUAUAAUUUGAAGCUCUUAUCAGCCAUACCUUCAAGGGUGUAGUUGAUAUGUUAUUGCGAAGAUGGUAAUAGAAUAUUUUUGGAUGACCUUUCUUAGUGUUUGUUCAAGCAAAAUCCCCUGAUUCGAGCCCUCAAGCUUGUGAUUGGUUCUUUGAAUCGGAUAACAGAAACCGCAGUUUCAUAAACUAAAGGUGGAAGCACUUAAUGUUUUGUCACUUGAGCGCAACAGCUUUGGAAACGUCUGUCUCCCUCCCUUUUGUAGCAUUGUUUUGAUAACCGCCCACUGGUUGAUUGGAGUGAGUCAGCCAUCGUUUGAAGGGUGGGAUGUUGUUAUCAGUGCAGAAAUCUGUGACAUGCCUCAGAUGAUUAAUAUAUGUAAUGUGAAAUAUCGAGGCUUGAAGGAAUUACACCAAUUGGUGGAAUACAUCUGGAUUGUAUUUAGAUCAUGUUUCUGUAUGGCAGUGCAUUCUGGGAUGGCAGUGGAUAGACAGACGGAACAUAUGGUAAAUUCAGUUUCCAAAGUCAUCAGCAUUGAUAAAGCAUUCAUAAAACUGACUUCAACUCUCAGGAUGUAAACAACGUGUUUCUUUCUUGCAUAUGAUUCAGGAAUCUUUAUAUUUAAAUGGAGAGUAGGGAGUUUGAAGAGGGAGGAAAUCCAAAUCUGCACUUCUCCGCAGUAGAUGACCUGUGAUAACCUCUAGUAAUUGCUUCUGCCCGUUGAUGGGAACUGCUGCCUCAGAAAAAAAGAGAUCCUAUCACAUCUCGCAGGUUAGUGUUUAGACACCGUGUGUGACGAACUCCAGAGUGCCUUACCCAGACGUCCUGUGAUAAAUAUGUCAGUCUUGUUCAGAAAGAAUCUCUUCUCUACUGGUAUUAAUUAAGUCUACCUUGCAUAAAGACUGUUAUCAAUUACACACUGGAUUCCUGCGCUGAUCAGAUUCGCUGCUGAGUACGUAGAUACGCUUGAGUUGGAUUCAAGCAUGCGUUCUGACAGUGUCUUUAAGUUGUUCUUUUUUAGCUGCAGUUUUUGCUUUCCACAUACCUCCACACCCAUCGUCUCAGAUCAAUAAACGGCUCAUGGAGUCAUCUGUAAGUGCUUUACGAGUGUGAAAUCAUGCCCUGAGAGAAUGGGCAAACUUUCUGAGCUAUGAGGGGGAUAAACUAUAGAUUUUCUUUUUUUAUCCUGGAGAACCCUUCCAACUGACAUCAAUAAAAACACAUUUUCUGCAAUGCA
Messenger RNA from Danio rerio (zebrafish), 2712 nucleotides. It is a transcript of the gene polr2m, whose product is annotated as RNA polymerase II subunit M. Gene Ontology annotation, biological process: transcription elongation by RNA polymerase II. Gene Ontology annotation, cellular component: nucleus. Gene Ontology annotation, molecular function: transcription elongation factor activity. Lineage: Eukaryota; Metazoa; Chordata; Actinopteri; Cypriniformes; Danionidae. The record is from RefSeq and is marked validated.